Molecule: messenger RNA, 2395 nt
Organism: Lactuca sativa (garden lettuce)
Lineage: Eukaryota; Viridiplantae; Streptophyta; Magnoliopsida; Asterales; Asteraceae
Product: serine/threonine-protein kinase BSK7
Biological process (GO): brassinosteroid mediated signaling pathway; protein phosphorylation
Molecular function (GO): protein kinase activity; ATP binding; protein binding
Source: RefSeq, a predicted model, not a curated record
AGACAGGACAAUUACAAAUUAAAAAGAUCAAGUCGGUGGAAAAUGAAAAAUUAAAGAGAGUAAUUGAGUGCAAACUUGAAAUCAAGUGGCAAGAGAUCUGCAAAUCUUAAUGGUCGUACGCAUCUCAUUUCAUCUACAACACUGCUUAACUUAUUAAUAUUCUGAAACACCCCAAAUUUCUUCUCCAAUCAUCUUUUUGAUUCGUUCAACACGCAUAUAAUUUUAGUGAGAGGAGAGAGAAACCAAGACCCAGUUUGUCCUUUUGAGACUUUUACCCUACUGGGUCCAUGAGCUGCAGCGGCUCAUGUAAAUUGAAUCAAAAGCUUAAAGGAGCUCAUUUUUGCCUGUUUCUUUGGAAGACGAAGCUCUGCUGAUCUGGGUUUUGGACUUUAAUACCCUAAUUUGGUACUUCUGCAGUUCCACUUCAUAUUUCUUGAUUGCUGAUAUAGGAGUUUUGAUGUUCAACUCGAUCAAUUUGGAAGUUUAAAAGAUUAGUCGGCAAUGGGCUGUGAGUUUUCAAGACUCUGCUCGUGUUGCUGCUGCUGUAUUAUAGAACCGAAUGGAGUGAUUGCCAAAUCCCAUGAUGUCGAAAAAGAAGAGGCAGACGAGGCAAGUGAUUUGCCAUCAUUUCAUGAAUUCUCCAUUGAACAACUUAAAAUGGCGACAUCUGGAUUUGCUGUUGAGAAUAUAGUCUCUGAACAUGGUGAAAAAGCCCCUAACGUUGUUUAUAAAGGAAAGCUGCAAAACCAAAGACAGGUUGCCAUCAAACGUUUCAAUAGAUCUGCAUGGCCUGAUUCCAGGCAAUUCUUGGAUGAAGCAAGAGCAGUCGGUCAACUCAGAAACCCUAGAUUGGCGAAUCUACUUGGAUGUUGUUGUGAAGGAGAUGAAAGACUACUUGUUGCUGAGUUUAUGCCACAUGAAACACUUGCAAAGCACUUGUUUCAUUGGGAAACACAACCAAUGAAAUGGGCAAUGCGAUUAAGGGUGGCGUUAUAUCUUGCAGAAGCUUUAGAAUAUUGUACAAGUAAAGGGCGUGCUCUUUACCAUGAUCUCAAUGCGUAUAGAAUAGUCUUUGAUGAUGAUGCAAACCCUAGACUCUCUUGCUUUGGAUUGAUGAAGAACAGUAGAGAUGGAAAGAGUUACAGUACAAAUUUGGCUUUCACCCCUCCCGAGUAUUUAAGGACUGGGAGGGUAACACCGGAAAGUGUGAUGUAUAGUUUUGGCACCCUUUUGCUUGACCUACUAAGUGGAAAACAUAUUCCGCCUAGCCAUGCUCUUGACCUAAUAAGGGACAGGAACCUUGAAAUGCUUACUGACUCUUGCUUAGAAGGGCAAUUUUCUAAUGAUGAGGGAACCGAAUUGGUUCGGUUAGCUUCAAGAUGCUUACAAUAUGAGCCACGUGAGCGCCCAAAUCCAAAGUCAUUGGUUUCUGCUUUGGUUCCUCUCCAAAAGGAAACAGAGCAGCCUUCUCAUGUAUUAAUGGGCAUAACACAAGGUGGUGGUGGUGCUGCUAUGCCUCUAACCCCGCUCGGUGAAGCCUGCUUGAGAAUGGAUUUGACAGCCAUACAUGAAAUCUUGGAAAAUUUAGCCUACAAAGAUGAUGAGGGAGCAACAGCCGAGCUGUCAUUCCAUAUGUGGACAAAUCAGAUGCAGGACACAUUGAACUCCAAGAAGAAAGGGGAUGUGGCUUUUCGCCAUAAAGAAUUCAAAACUGCAAUAGACUACUAUACACAGUUCAUCGAUGUAGGAACUAUGAUUUCACCAACGGUGUAUGCACGCCGAAGCUUGUCAUAUCUUAUGAAUGAUAUGCCAGAUGAGGCACUGAAUGAUGCUAUACAAAUACAAGUCAUAUCCCCAAUUUGGCAUAUAGCAUCCUACUUACAAGCUGCUGCGCUUUUCGCUUUGAAAAGGGAAAAUGAAGCACAAAUUGCACUCAAAGAAGGCUCAGUCCUUGAAGAGAAAAACAACAUCACUUGAUUUGAUGGUUUUUAAUUGGAAAACUUUGCCCUUUACAGCAUCUAAGAAAACAUCAAAAGGGGAUUGAUAGAAAGCUGAUUCUUGACAGAAAAGGCGUCACUUUUAAGUAAAAAAGAAAGCUUGAUGAAAGAAAAGGGUGUGAUUAUAAUGUUUGAGUUUGAGUUUGAGUUUGAGUUUGAGCUUGAUUUGCUUGUAUCUUCUUUUUGCUAUCUUAGCAUUGUGUUAUCAAGGUGCUGAAUGACACAUCUUUACCCUUGAUGCCAGGUGAGUGAUCUCUGAGUUCAUACAGAAAAUUGUCGAUUCAAAUCCAUGCUGAUUGUAGAUGUUUAAUUUGCAAUGCUGUAAUCUACCAACAGUGGAUAAUAUUGGCUUGUUCAUACUCUUAUGAAACUGCACCAUUAACUUUUUUUUCGCCCUA